Bursaphelenchus xylophilus (pine wood nematode) is the source of this 3478-nucleotide messenger RNA. The record is from the annotation of a GenBank genome assembly. Lineage: Eukaryota; Metazoa; Nematoda; Chromadorea; Rhabditida; Aphelenchoididae.
AUGUCGGAUGUGGCGACGACCGAAGCGAUAGUGCCAGAUAAGAAGCGGCGGCGAAGACGAGGGCGCUACGGUAAGAGGGGGUGCUUAGGGAUUUUGAGGGUUUUGUGCCCACAAAAAGGACACGUCUUUGACAACCAAGCUUUUUACUGUCCAAAGGAAAAAAGACCUCAAACUUUGAGCAACGGCCUUUUCUCCUGGGGUUUUGAGGCAUUUUGAGCUUUUUUUGGCCAUAAAGAUUUUUUGGAGCUAGGGUUUACUAAAAUAAGCUGAAAGACGAAUGCACUUGUCUUUGAGAACCAUCUUCUUUACAUUCCCUUAGGCAAAAAUACGCUAAACUUGAGUAUCAAUGUCUUUUCCUCCUCUAAACUGCGAAAACAUGAAAAAAUCCAAAUCUUUCCGCUAAAAAAUCAAUUUCAGACAGAAUUAUCGAAACAUCGUUCCUCCGCCUCUACAGCAAUGGCAUCACAUCGGUGUCAGCAACACUCCAAAAGGCGUACGAAAACUUUUUCAACUAUGAAUUUACCAUAGUCAAACACUGCAACCCAAAUGUCAAUUUUAAUGUCGUCAAGGUGAGCACAAUGCAUAAAAUGUUUUCGCCCAUUGUGCUCUGAUGUUUGAUACGUAGUUUUCGGCGUAUCAUCUGUGAACUUUUAUUUUUUUCAGUACAUUGCGCCGGAAAAGAAAAACUACACGGAAGCGUUGCGGAUCUCGGUUCCGACGCUAUACGAGGCGCUAACCAGCUGCGUGACGGGUCUGUCGUGUCCGGAUACGGCGAAAUAUGUAAGUCACCGUGCGAUGAUUAGCACAUAACGUUGACAAGUUGCAAUAUCGAGAGGAUUUACGUUGCACGUCGAACUGAGUAAUCUAAACGGUCCGGUGAACGGACUGGCGAUUCGCCAAAAAAUUUUUAAAAAACGCGAAAAAACUUUUCGUCGGGGAAGAAAUGGGGAAUUUUGGGGGCGAGAGAGUACGUUUUUGCGCGUCUUUUCUUUGACUUCUCUGUGAAAUCAAGACGAAGUGUAAAAAACCCAUAGCGAAGAGUCUACUCCGCUCACCGGACUCCUCAGUUUGACGUGCGUUGAUCAUGUUUUGUUUUAGGUAAAUUUAAUCCUAAAAAGCCAGUACGAAGUUCACACUAUUCACACGUUUUCAAUGACAAGCUCACUAUGCUCGGAUGGUGGCAAUACUUACGUUAUAAUGCCGGGAUAUGCGGUUGACCUCAAUGACUAUGUGGAUAAAUGGUGGUUCGAAGGGAUGACGCUGGAGCCAGCAGUGAAGGAGAGGUACAUGGGGUAGGUAGUAUAUUUUUUGGAUAUAACUUUUCAAAUUUGCGGCUAAAAAAGCUAAAGCCGGAACAUAAAUAUGGUGCGCGUUCCGUUAGGUACUUAAGCCGAAUUAAACGACCGUCCGAUAAAAUUCAAAUCUCUGAUUAUUAUGGACCUUAGGAUUUCGGCGGCUUCGUCAAAGCGCCAGCUAAAAAUGUAGUAUAUGUUAGAGACAGUGCUAUUCCAAAUCUGCAUCCAGUUUCAUUAUGAUCUGCUUGCCGCACUCUUAACAUUUCUUCUGUCAGUUUGCCUAUAUUGUACCAUUUUUUUUCUCAAAGACCACCAAGUACCGAGGAUUGUGCAGGGCAACUCACAGUCCCGUACGACAAAACUUCACGAUAAAAGAAAAUUCAAGAGGUUACUAGAGUCGAUUUUGGGCCAGAAUGCCGUACUAGUCCAUUCGUAAAAUCGCUGGGCUGAUCGCGGCACCUUGCACUGUGCGAAAACAGAGCUUCUCUUUGUACUGUGAAAUUUGCUGCUUUUUGCACCGUGCUGGUUUUUUUCGCUUGUCGCUCGGACCCUGACGUUUCCAGGGCAAUGCAAACGCCAAGAUUCAUUCCAGCGACUUUCCGGACGGACCAGUAAUGGAAUUCCGUUCAACAAAGCCACCUCCCCCCUGUAACCAAUAUAUUUACUUUUUUUUUGUUUUAACCCAUAGUACGAAGUUAACCCAUUGUACAAAGUUGUCACUCGUGAAGCGCUUUUAUUCCAAAAUUUAAUUCUUCGAUCAAAUAGCACCACAAUUCGUACGUGAUAAACGUCGGGAGGGAUAGGCACAUUUGCCCAUUUUUGUGACGUAUACGUUAAUCAAAAUUUUUAUAGUUUUAGAUAGGGGCUUUACUUUUCCCGUGAAGUUUACCCACGCAGCUGAUAACAAUCUUCGAACUGAUUGCAAUGAAACGAAAAAGCGUCUGAUACAGAGGCUUUUUCGAUCACUCAGAGUCGUCACUUUCUUAAGAACUUUCAAUGUCAUCACAUUUUUUUGGGGACUAUCCCUUUCAUCAUAGCAAAACUCAUACAAUGUUUGAGAAUGCUCUUAAUCAAAAAAAACCAACGUCAGUGUAUAAACAUGACAAAAUUAAAAGUCGAAACGGGUGGCAAAGAAGGUUGCGAUACUAACCUAGGAUUAUGGUACAAACCAGGGAAUCAUCUAUCAUCUGUCACUUAAAAAAAUAAUUAUAAGAUUUGCAUUUUCAUAAAGUGCACGGACAUUCGUUUUCAUAAAAAAAUAUAUGCUAGUACAAGUAUAAUGCAUGUCUGCUACAAUGAACCUAAAGCUGCAAAAAUAUGCAACUUCGACGUUUGGGUUAUUUGCAGACUGGUCAACACCUUCACAAACGGUCUCUUACGAAUCACGAGGCGACUGACAAAGCUGAAGCUGGACAGGUCCGACACAUCCGUCCUGAUCUUGCUUUCUGUUUGCAAAUUUGGUAAGCUUGAAACGGACAAAACAAUGGGGUCUGAAUUACCUUUUCUGGGGGGAUGAAGUGGGAAACCCCUCAAAUUUCUAUUGCAAAUCACAAAUAUUUUACUAUUUAUGUGGCAUGUUUAUAACUUUCAGCGGAAGAAGACGAUGAGAAGUACGCCGAUCUUCAAAUGUACAAAGACCGUGUGAUACGAGAAUGGUCCCACAGCAUGCAAAAGAAAUACAAGGAGGACGCGUGCAGGCGGAUGAGGGAGAUCAUGUUGUUGUACAAUGAAAUCACGGUAAGAAGACCCAUAUCGAUCACUAUUAUACAUAAAUUUCAUUUCAGGCAUUCCGACUCGAGGCCGCCAACAUUGACUUGCAAUUCCAGGCACUGCGGGCGACUGGAGCUAAAGUAAGUUGGAUACGAUUGGGCGCUUCGCAGCUUGCGCCCUGGUUUCCCUGCAGACUGCGUAUAAAAACAGGAAACAGCCCAAGCGCUAAACUAGGCCUAAGGCUAAGCCUAAACUAAGCCUAACCUUCCUAAGCCUGAGGCUAAGCCUAAGCAUGAUAUUCCUUGCAACCGGAAUUGUUCGGGCGCAAGCUGCAAAACCUUCGUUUCACUGGGACCAGAAAAAGGAAGUUUUACCAUGUUAUAUUAUUAACUUUGAAUUUCUAGAUUCCCCAGCAUAUUCCAUGCAUUCAAACCACCGAUACGCAGGAAGAAGAGAUCAAAGGCAACGAGUGA